AUGUUAGAGAUAAAAUUGGCCAUGUUGUUUGAGUUAGAAUUACAAGAAAGUGAUGGUUCUCCUUCAUCCAUGUCACAAAACCUCUCCAGGGAUCCACAGCCAACCUCCAGCGGCUGGGGAUGGGCUAGUACAGAUGGUGAGAAUGCUCUGGAAGAAGGUGUCCCAGUCCGUAGGGGCACUUUCAAUCAACCCGGUCAGCUCAUCGAUGAUGGUGAUGGUGGACGGAUCCCGGUGGAAGAGUGGCUGCCGAUCACAGAAUCAAGAAAAGGGAAUGUUUACACGGCGACGUUUCAUCUUAUCUGUUCGGGACUUGGUUUCCAAUUGCUUUUUCUCCCUGCUGCUUUCGCAACAGUUGGAUGGUUAUGGGGAACGAUUGUUUUAACGGUGGGAUUUGCAUGGAAGCUUUACACAAUAUGGCUUCUUGUUAAUCUCCACGAAGCCGUACAAGGAAUACGUAUCAGUAGAUACUUGAGACUUGUAAUUGCUUCAUUCGGUGUGAGGCUUGGGAAACUUCUGGGAAUAUUCCCUGUGAUGUAUCUUUCAGGAGGAGCUUGUGCAAUUCUGGUUAUAACCGGAGGGAAAACAAUAAAUCAACUUCUACUCAUUAUGUCUGAAAAUGACACAGAGCCACUUACUACCGUGCAAUGCUUCUUGAUCUUCAGCAUCCUCGCUGUGGUCAUGUCUCAGUUUCCGAACAUGAACUCUCUUUUUGGAAUCUCGUUGGUCGGUAGUCUUAUGGCCGUAGCAUAUUCCACCGCAGUAUGGACUUUACCUCUAGCUAAUGAAAGGAAUCAUCAUCAAAACAAUGUCUCUUACACUACAAAUGAUACAAGUUUCGAAAACAUUAUCAACGCAAUUGGAAUGAUAGCUAUGGCAUUUCGCGGGAACAACCUCGUCCUAGAGAUACAGGGUACUCUACCUUCCGAUCCAAAUAAUCCUUCGAGAAAGACAAUGUGGAGAGCCGUGGUGAUCUCUCAUGUGAUCAUCGCGAUUUGCAUGUUUCUAGUAGCCAUUGUUGUAUAUUGGGCAUACGGUGACAAGAUUCCGGCUACGGGAGGUCCAAUAGGCAACUACUUGAAACUUUACGAACAAGGCUACUCAAAGCAAGCCGCUUGUUUCAUACACCUCACGUUUAUCUUCUAUUGCUUAUGCUCAUAUCCGAUAUUCUUAAUGCCAUCAUGUGAUAACGCAGAGAUGUUGUACAUAACGAAGACACAAAAGCCUUGCUCCUUCUUUGUCCGGAUGAUGUUGCGCGUGUUAUUGGGUUCGGUUAGUCUCUUAAUAGCCGUUGGAUUCUCGUUCAUGACUUAUCUUGCGGUUCUUAUCGGAGCAGUAGGCUUGCUUGUUACGUCUACAUACCCGUGUUUCAUGUGGAUAUCUCUCAAAAAUCCCCAGAGGAAAAGCUUGAUGUGGUUGUUUAACGUUUUGGUGGGAAGUUUAGGCGUGUCUCUCAGCGUUUUGCUUGUGGUUGGCUCGUCUUUGCGUUUGGCUGAUACGGGUUUACAUGCAAACUUUUUUAAACCCUAGGGCAUAUUUCGGAAAGUUGUUUAUUUUAAUAUGAACUUUACGCGUUGUGCCUAUUCUUUCACGAAUUUUGUAAUAGUACGUAUUCCGCACUGAACUAAACAAAAUUUUUAAAAUACUAUAUGAACUUUAUGCGUCCUGUCUAUUC
Raphanus sativus (radish) is the source of this 1672-nucleotide messenger RNA. Its product is annotated as lysine histidine transporter-like 7. Lineage: Eukaryota; Viridiplantae; Streptophyta; Magnoliopsida; Brassicales; Brassicaceae. Gene Ontology annotation, cellular component: plasma membrane. Bases 1 to 1527 code for a protein of 508 amino acids. The record is from RefSeq and is a predicted model, not a curated record. The transcript is spliced from 7 exons.